Messenger RNA from Oenanthe melanoleuca, 3367 nucleotides. RefSeq names its product carboxypeptidase N subunit 1 (gene CPN1). The coding region runs from base 899 to 2260 and encodes 453 amino acids. Gene Ontology annotation, biological process: proteolysis. NCBI's taxonomy places the organism in Eukaryota, Metazoa, Chordata, Aves, Passeriformes, Muscicapidae. Gene Ontology annotation, molecular function: metallocarboxypeptidase activity; zinc ion binding. The record is from RefSeq and is a predicted model, not a curated record. The transcript has 9 exons.
AGAAGCAGGACAUUUUCAUUUGUCUUUACGCAGUUAAGCAGUGUCCUGCUGCCCAGUGCCCGUCAGAGCUCUUUCUCAUGCCCGCUCCCAGAGCAGGGCGGGGUGACACCAGACUUUCGAGCGGAGUUCACCGGGAUGGUCCCUGCUCAGCAGGCAGCUCCUGCAUCGCAUCUCACGCUGCUCUGCCCUCCCCCUGCACCGUCCAGCUCGGCAGUCUGGGCAGCCAGCUGCGGCGAGGGCGGUGCAGCCCGUGCCUCUGUUUAUCCCGGGAGCGAUGGGAUCGCCGGGUGAGCAGGGCCGGGCACAGGGGCCGAUCGACCCGCGGAGCCCCCGGCGGUGCCUCCUCGGCUUCCCCGGGAUUUGGGGCAGGAGCGGAGGCGCGGCGCGGAGCGGUGGGAGGCAGGCGGGGGCCGGGCAGGGCUGCGGGAAUGUGCGGGAGCGAGGCCGCCCCGGCGCCGUCGCCAUCCCCCUCGGCUCUUGCCCCACGAGAGGGCUCGGUGACGGGCAGCCCCCCGCCCGCCGGCCCCUUCUCCUCUCCUCUCUUGUCCUUUCCUCUCCUUUCCCCCGCCCGCCGCUCCCCGUGCGCUUGGCAGCCCCGACGCCCUCCGCAGCCAGUUUUCCAGCCCUGCGCUUCUUCUGCGGUGACAGCCAGUGGCUGCGGGGCCCUGUUUGCUGUCCAGUUAAUAAGUGAGCUGGAGCGGGGGGAAACUCGGCCGGGGCAGAGCGGGCUCGCCGCGGGCCGGGCGGGGGGAGCAUUCCUGCGCCGCGGGGCCCCGGCGCGCCCCGCUCCCGCCGCCCCCCGCCCGCAGGUGCAGGGGGCUGGCACUCGGCAGCUGGAAAGAGCUGGUUGGAGUUUGCACUUUAGGCUCCCGGCGGGGAGGGAGCCGGGGCUGGGAGGAUGGCGCGGUGGCUGCGGCCCCUCGUGGGAGCCCUGCUGCUGCUCGAGGGGGCGGCCGCCCUCAGCUUCCUCCACCAUCGCUACGAGGAGCUGGUGCAGGCCCUGUUCCGCGUGCAGGGCCAGUGCCCCUACGUCACCCGCAUCUACAGCAUCGGCCGCAGCGUCGAGGGCCGGCACCUCUACGUGCUGGAGUUCAGCGACUACCCGGGCAUCCACGAGCCCCUGGAGCCAGAGUUCAAGUAUGUUGGGAACAUGCAUGGGAACGAGGUGCUGGGCCGUGAGCUGCUGCUGCAGCUCUCGGAGUUCCUGUGCGAGGAGUACCGCCGGGGCAACGAGCGGAUCACGCGCCUCAUCCACGACACGCGCAUCCACAUCAUGCCCUCCAUGAACCCCGACGGGUACGAAGUGGCUGCCAAGCAGGGCCCUGACAGCAACGGGUACUUGACAGGGAGGAACAAUGCCAAUGGAGUGGACUUGAACCGCAACUUCCCUGACCUCAACACACUCAUGUACUACAGCAGGGAAAUCAGCGGGCCAAAUCACCACAUCCCUCUGCCUGACAACUGGAAAAGCCAGGUGGAGCCAGAGACACUGGCUGUGAUCCAGUGGAUCAGCAGCUACAACUUUGUGCUCUCGGCCAACCUGCACGGUGGAGCAGUGGUGGCAAAUUACCCCUAUGACAAGUCGCAGGACCAGCGGUUCAGGAGCCACCGGCGCACGGUGAACACGCCUACCCCUGAUGAUAAGUUGUUUCAGAAGCUGGCCAAGACCUACUCAUACGCCCACAGCUGGAUGCACCGGGGCUGGAACUGUGGGGAUUACUUUGCUGAUGGCAUCACAAAUGGGGCAUCCUGGUACUCACUCAGCAAAGGCAUGCAGGACUUCAAUUACCUCUAUACCAACUGCUUUGAAAUCACCCUGGAGCUAAGCUGCAAUAAGUUUCCCCCCGAGGAGGACCUGGAGCGGCAGUGGAUGGCCAACAGGGAGGCCCUUGUUGCUUUCAUUGAAGAGGUUCACCAGGGUAUCAAAGGGAUGGUGUCAGAUGAGAACAACAACGGCAUUGCAGGAGCCGUGAUUUCUGUCCAGGGAAUCAGCCAUGACGUCACCUCUGGUGAUAUGGGGGAUUAUUUCCGGCUGCUGCUGCCUGGCACUUACACUGUCACAGCCUCUGCAGAAGGGUACCAGCCCCUGACAGUCACAACAACAGUGGGCCCAGCUGCACCUUCACUGGUGCAUUUCCAGCUCAAACAAGAAGUGGUGAGGAAGCCUGCGGAGCGUAAAGCCUCAGGCACACGUAUGAACAACAAAGCCCUUCAGAAGAAGGUAGUGCCAAGAGCCACCCGCCGGGGGACCCAAAGAUGAGCACAGCUCAUUUGGCUGAGAGCUGGGGAAGCUGUUUACAUGAGGCCUGGCUGAUGACUCCAGCCAGUGAACUUUCCAACAGUCCAGCAUGAAACUAGCCCAAAUUAUUAGGUUAUUAAACAAGGAAGUAUUUAGUCCCUGAGCAAAUUGUGAAGUCAUUCACAACAAAGUGUGCCUGGGCUACAGUUCCCCAGGCAGUGUGUCUGUGUGUGCUGAGUUCUCCUGCACUUGCUCCAUCUCAGAGAGCUCUGCUCCUUUAAUUCCUGGAUUGUUGCUACAGCCCAUAUGAAAUGCCACUAGUGUAUACCAGGGGUAAGAAUCCAAGACUUGGUGUAAGCUGCACUCACAAACUGGGUCCAUGAACAUUAGUCCUCUGGGUUCUAGUGCCAUACUUCUCCCUCAGGUAAGGACACUUGCUGCCUGCAGACCCCAGAGUCAGGGAAAGGCCAGUUUUAAAGCAGGCAGUGAUGUGAGCAGCUCUGGACACAGCUUGAACCACAUGCAGCCCAGCUAUUGCUGACUGGUAACUCUUGGAGUUGACCAGAUGGUUCAAGGUAAUUUCCUGAUCUUGAUGUGCAGAUGGGACUUUCUAGUAGCUGGUUUGGAUUUUUUGUAGUCAGAUAGACUGUAAUUAUGCAUGCUGGCAAAAGCUAAGUAUUAUCCUGUCUCCUUAAGUCUUCAGACCCAAACCAGGUGGAUUGCUCUAUCCAACCCAAACUAUUACUCUGACCACAGAAGCAACUAGGUGAGAACUGACAACUGGUGAUGAGUAGAAGUCCAAGCCAAGUUAUUUGGUUGUUUCUUUGAGACAAAUACCCUGAACCUUGGUUCAAUAUGCAACUGGGCAGUGUGGAUGCUUGAUGCCAGCAGUGUGCUGUGCAGGUACAGCAUAAGCUGUGUGAGUUGUAAUUGGGUUAGGAAAGAAAGGAUCCAUAGUUCACUGAGGCAGGGUACUACAGGCUGAGGCUUCAAAUGGCAGGUUUGGAGUGGAAGCAAGAGUAGAAAGAAAGCUGGUUAUUUCCAUGGUAAAAAUAUCUUAAGCAGGCAAAACCUUUCUAGUAUUCUUCAUUGAAAAUAAAUAACUCCAGAGGGGUAAACUGUACUGCC